Messenger RNA from Terrapene triunguis (Three-toed box turtle), 2845 nucleotides. It is a transcript of the gene CCDC149, whose product is annotated as coiled-coil domain containing 149. The coding region runs from base 185 to 2041 and encodes 618 amino acids. Lineage: Eukaryota; Metazoa; Chordata; Testudines; Emydidae. The record is from RefSeq and is a predicted model, not a curated record. The transcript has 12 exons.
ACCAGGAUGUAGGGGGCGGGGCUGAGCAGCCCGUACCGGGAUGCCGGGGGCGACUCCGGCCCGGCAGGUGGCGGAGGAGGCUCCGCCUCCCGCGCAGGCGGCUCCGCCGAGCCCACGUAGCGCUGGCGCUGCCCGGCCCUGGAGGCGGUGAGGUGUUCCGGGGCGCUCCACUUGCCGCGCAGCCAUGAGCUUCAAUCGCACGGAGAGCGACUGGCAGGGGCUGGUGGGCGAGUAUCUCAUAUGUAAAAGAAAGCUAGAAAGUAAAAAAGAAGCAUUGCUGAUACUUUCCAAGGAACUAGACACAUGUCAACAGGAGAGAGACCAGUACAAGCUUAUGGCCAAUCAGCUGCGGGAACGUCACCAGUCACUGAAAAAGAAAUACCGGGAGCUGAUUGAUGGGGAUCCCUCUCUUCCUCCUGAAAAAAGGAAACAGGCUAAUCUUGCCCAACUAUUGAGUGAUUCUCGGGAUCGAAAUAAGCAUCUGGGAGAAGAAAUUAAACAACUUCAACAAAGACUGGGAGAAGUACAAGGAGACAACAAGCUCCUUAGAAUGACAAUAGCAAAACAAAGACUUGGAGAUGAAGAAGUUGGGGCGCGCCACUUUGCAGCACACGAGCGUGAAGACCUUGUUCAGCAGUUGGAGAAAGCACGAGAACAAAUUGAGACUCUGGAACAUGAUCUUCAAGCCGCGCUGGAUGAGCUGCAGGAUGUAAAGGAAGAACGCUCUUCUUAUCAAGAUAAAACAGACCGACUCAACCAAGAGCUUAAUCACAUCCUGGGAGGACAUGAAAAUCGCAUCAUUGAUGUAGAUGCCCUGUGUAUGGAAAACAGAUACCUUCAAGAGAGAUUAAAGCAACUUCAAGAGGAGGUCAACCUUCUUAAAUCUAAUAUUUCUAAGUACAAGAAUGCUCUAGAGAGACGGAAAAAUUCAAAGAUUCACAGUAGAUCCAGCAGCAGUGCACUGACUGGAGUCCUUUCUGCAAAGCAAGUCCAAGAGUUGUUAUCGGAGGACCAUGGUUGUAGCCUACCUGCCACGCCGCAGUCCAUUUCAGAUCUCAAAUCUUUGGCUACUGCCUUGCUGGAGACUAUCCAUGAGAAAAACAUGGUCAUACAACACCAAAGGCAAACCAACAAAAUUCUAGGUAAUCGGGUGGCAGAAUUAGAGAAGAAGCUGAGAACUUUGGAAAUUUCUGGUUUGUGGAGUCUUCCAGGUGGAAAAGAUACCAUAACAUUCAGUGACCCAACCCUGCCUGUUCUACAGAGGUCAAGAUCGCCAUUGCUAACAUUUGCUGACAAGCCACAACAGAAUCAAGCACAGAGGCAUGAAGCAAAACAGAAUGGAAAACAAGAUGAAAUUUAUGCUGUUUCAACAGAGUUGACAGUUCCAGAGGAAGCUGCUACGGUCUACGACAAUUCCCAAGCAAACAUAAAUAAUAGUAACCAAACUAAGCCUUUUCAUCCCUCAUUACCCAAGUUUCCUUCUGAGGAGGAAGAAAUAAACAGUCUUGGAAGUAAAAUAAUUAAAUUGACAGAAGAACAGGCAGCUGCAGAACUGGAAGGGAGCAGAACAGAAAGUCUACCGGAGGGCCGGAGUACAAUGGACCAAUCCGAACUUAGCAGCUCAUCCAAGGAAGAGUCCCCCUUAUCCAGCCCUGACCCAUUUGACCCUGUGGAGCCAUCAAACUCCAAGAAUGAGCAUGCAGCUGAAAAUUGGGUCCUGAAAGACCGUGAGGAAAUCUCAGAGAAUGAAUGUGAAAAUGUAAGUAAGAGAAAGGGUGGAAAUGGCAACACACUGGACGCUGAAGACACAGAAGGAUGUGGAGAACUAACUGUUUCAACCUCUGACUUAAGCAACAUCUCCAGUAAUCCCCCUGAACCUGAGUGUGACAAAUCAUCUGAUCCUUCUGAAUGCUCUGAAUAUUUGGAUAACAGCAUGGCUUGUGGUAUGAAAUCCAAGAUCUCAAGCUUCUCCCUUUCAUCCUCUUACAGUGGAAGCUGUACUGCCAUGAAUACGGAUAGUCACCAAAUUAAUCUGCCAUAGAAUUGGAUUUUUUACAUUGGUCUGUCAGCAUUUGUCCAUUAAAAAGAUGUUUUUCUAUUAACAUUGACUGUGCUUAACCAAAAUAAUGUAAAUAUAUAAAAUGGAUAGAACUUGAAAAUGAUGGGGGCCAGGGUUAAUGAUGGCUCUGGUGUUUACAGUGAUUGAAGUUUCUAGAGAGACUGACAUAAUUUAGAAAAAAUGGGGCCAGGAGACUCCCCAUUAUCCUUUAUCAUGUCAAGUCCUAGCUGGGUCUCCAUAGCAUGUAUGUUCUUGUCCAAUGCACAAUGCUUACUGGUGUGUAUUUUAGGGGUUUCAAAUGGCUAUUUUCAGCAGAUGAAAAUUUGAAAUGAUAAACUAAAAGAAUGUAAAGGUAACAGGCUUUUAUUUUUCCAAACUUGCAUUCUCUCUGUGCAUAUUGCUGUGAGUGCAUAUUUAGAAUAGCAGCAUUUGACCCCUACUCAAAAGCAAAAUGGUUUUGAAAAGUAGCCCCUGCACAUGCAGUUUCCAUCUCUUAAACCUCCAUAUCUCCUCUACAUUCCUCUGAAGUUUUCCUUCCUCCACUCGCCCCAAGAAAACACAGGGGACUUAUGUCACAAAGUAUUAAGGCCCCAUUCCAGCUGAAGCUCUUAAAGCUGCUCUAGUACAGGGAAAGUUCCCCGAGGAAGUAAAAAAUCAUCCUAGGGGGCAUAGCAGAGCUGCCCAGGGGGAGGAGAACUUGUGUGUACAUAGGCCAGCUUCCUAUUGUGUGCUGCUAGUGCCAAGUCAUGGGACUAUGUUCCUACCCUUGGGCUGGAGUCACCUGUG